GGUCUUAUAAAUACUCCAGACUUUCGCCAGUGAAGCUCAGUUCAUUGAGGAAGAGCGAACGAGGUCUACGAGGCAGCUUACGGUUAUAGACGCCAGAACCACCUAUUUUACUGUUAUAAGCGACCGAACACCAAACAGAGGAAUCAUGUCUCGCAACCGCAACGGAUCUGACUACAACAACUGGCUGAACAGUCUACGGGCUGACUACUCCCGCAGCUUCAGUCGACGCAGACGAGACGAAGCCGAGACCGAGAAACCUCCUUCUUCCGCCAACACCGUCGAGCGCACUCACUGGUACAUCAAGGACAAUGCCAAGAACCACAAGACCAUCAAGUACGACCUUGUGCACGACGAGACGGAGCCCAAGCCCAUCCUCCGCCGUGGCCAGACCUUCUACCUGGCCCUCAGGUUCAAGGACAACUACGACGUGAAGAAGGAUCGCGUUCUCUUGCACUUCAACUUCGGCCACAAGCCCUCGGUCCAGAAGGGCACCAAGGCAAUCAUCCCCGUGGAGAACGACAAGUUCACCAAGACCAAGGACGACUGGGACUGCCGCAUCGACCCCGGCACCCGCGCCCGUGAUCUCGUCCUCCAGGUGUACAUCCCCGCCUCCGCAAUGGUGGGGAUCUGGAGGCUCGAAGUCCGCUGUGGCCUCCAGGACACGACUCAGGGGCAUGGCCAGAACGUCUACACUGACGAGACUGACUGCUACGUCCUCUUCAACCCGUGGUGCAAAGAUGACAACGUGUACCUCGAUGACGACGAUAAGCGCGAGGAGUAUGUGAUUAACGACAAGGGCAAGGUCUACGUCGGCCCCUUCAGCCGCGCGCGUGGACGACCCUGGGUCUUCGGCCAGUUCGACGACGUGGCUCUCCCCGUCGCCGUGUACAUCCUCGAGUUGAGCCGCAUUGCCGACAGCGAGCGCGGAAAUCCCGUCCGCGUGGUGCGAGGCAUCUCCGCAGGGGUCAACGAUUCUGACGAGGGAGGCAUCCUGGAGGGCCGCUGGGACGGCGAGUACGGAGAUGGUGUGGCCCCCUACAAGUGGACUGGCAGCGUGAGGAUUCUGGAGGAGUAUGUAAAGAAUGGCUACAAGCCUGUCAAGUACGGCCAGUGCUGGGUCUUCUCUGCUCUCGUUACCACAGUGUGCCGUUCCCUCGGCAUCCCCUGCCGGUCCGUCACAAACUUCGUCUCUGCCCACGACACGAACUCCUCCUUGACCAUCGACAAAUUCUUCACUUCCGACGGCGAGGAGCUUGAAGGCGGCCCCGACGGCGAGAACUGGGACUCCAUCUGGAACUUCCACGUGUGGAAUGACGUGUGGAUGGCCCGCCCUGACCUCCCUCCCGGCUACGGUGGAUGGCAGGCGAUCGACGCGACGCCGCAGGAGGAGAGCGAGUUGAAGAUGCAGUGCGGCCCCGUGUCCCUGGAGGCCGUGAGGAGAGGAGACAUCGGCCUGAGCUACGACGCGCCCUUCGUGUUCGCCGAAGUCAACGCCGACGUCAUGCACUGGGCGGAGGACCCAGAGAGCGACUGGGGUUGGAGCAGGAUGAAGAUGAACAAGUACCACGUCGGCCGAUCGAUCCUGACGAAGGCCUGCGGAAAGGACGACGACUUCGGCGACACGGACCGCGAGGAGCUCCUCGACAGCUACAAGAACCCUGAGAACUCGGUGGCGGAGCGGCUGGCCAUCCACAACGCCGUCCGGGGAUGCCGUCGGGCUCAGCAGUACUACGAGUACAAGCCCGGACAGAAGGACGAUGUCUCCUUCGACCUCAUUGACAUCGACAAGAUCACCGUCGGGCAGGAGUUCAAGGUUCAGGUGAUGGUCCGCAAUGACUCCGACGAAACAAGAAACAUCAGCGCCUACCUGACGGCUCGCUCUGUCUACUACACCGGCAUCAGCGCUUCCCUCAUUAAGAAAGCUGAGGGCAAGUUCACGCUGGGUCCCAAACAGCAGCAGGAGAUAGCCCUGACAGUGGCAUACAGUGAAUACUGGAAGAAGAUGGUGGAGCACUGCAUGAUGAAGAUCUAUGCCAUCUGUCGCGUCCAGGAAACUGGCCAGACCUGGAGUGACGAGGACGACUUCUCGGUGGAGAAACCCAAGCUUGACAUCCAGGUUGCCUCACAGCCAAAGGUCCGUGUGGCCUGCGAAGCGACCUUCUCCUUCAAGAACCCGCUGGACAUGCCUCUGACCGACUGCCACCUGAGUGUGGACGGAGCCGGUCUCAUGCGUCCGAGGGCCAUCGAUAUCAACACCGAGGUGCCGGCCCACGGAGAGUUCACAUAACAUUGC
Molecule: messenger RNA, 2293 nt
Organism: Penaeus vannamei (Pacific white shrimp)
Lineage: Eukaryota; Metazoa; Arthropoda; Malacostraca; Decapoda; Penaeidae
Source: RefSeq, a predicted model, not a curated record